GAACUAUGGUUCGCGUAAUAGCAUUAUUGAUCUAAUUGCGACAGGAAAAUUCUUUUCGAAUUAACUUAUGCUAUUCGUGGUCGUCGAUCAACAUGUUACUAAAAUAUUUGGCAAGUGUGAUGGACCCACUGGAUUAUGAGAAUCAAGUAAUGGGUAUAGUUUGGUCCCCAAACGGCUUAAAACUAGCUAUCGCAUCCUCCGAUCGUUUUAUUUACCUGUUCGACGACAAUUGUGUGAAACGAGACAAAUUUUCAACUAAACCUAUCGAUUCAAAGUUUAGCAAGAAAAGCUACUUGAUCAAAGACAUAGCUUUUUCCCCGGACUCUACCAAAAUUGCAGUUGGUCAGACCGAUUGCAUCGUUUACGUCUACAAAAUUGGCGAACAAUGGGGGGAUAAGAAAGUAAUUUGCAACAAGUUUCGCCAAAGUUCGUCGGUAACUUGUUUAAUUUGGUUACUGGAGGGACCUAUUAUAGUUGGUUUGGUGGAUGGAAAGAUUCGUGCAGCAUUACCAAAAUCUCAGAAAGCUCAGACUCUCUAUGCAGCCGAUUCCAUGACUAUUGCAUUGACUUCCAAUGUCCGUGGUACGGGAUUUCUAUCGAGCCACGCCGAUGGAAGUAUUAUUAAGUAUCAUUUGACCGACGACGGCAGUCACGAGCCAUCAGGGCGAAUUUGCACGCACAGUGUACCCGCGUAUGCUCUGGCAUGGCCACAAUCACACAUCGUGGCGGCCGGGUGCGACAGACGGGUCACGUUUUACGAUUCUCGCGGGAAACCGGUCAAGAGUUUCGAUUACAGCCGCGAAGAUGAGAAAGAGUUCACGGUUGCAUGUUGCAGUCCCAGCGGACAGAGCGUUGCCCUCGGCUCCUGGAACAGAAUCAGGAUCAUGGACUGGAGUCCCAGACGCGACAUCUGGGAAGAAGCAAACGUUAAAUCUUUGCCAAAUUUCUACACAGUUACCGCCAUCUCGUGGCGUCGCGAUGGAUCAAGGCUCCUCGUGGGCAGCCUUUGUGGUGCUGUGGAACAAUUCGAAACUGUUUUAAAGAGGACGGUAAUAAAAGGAAGUCACGAGGUGGCUUAUGUGGGUCCUAGUCAAGUGGUAAUUCGACCAUUGAAAGAAGGCAACAGACCAGUGGUCAUCAGAUCGCAAACUGGGCAUGAAAUAGAGGACGUCAAAGUCCUGGGACGGGCUGAUAACAAUGUAAUUGCUCGUACAGCCAAUACAUUACUUCUAGCCGAUGUAGAAUUGAACCUAAUCAGUGAAAUUCCAUGGGAUGAAAAGAGUAAUAGUGAGAAAUUUUUCUUCGAAUAUCCCAGAGUGUGUCUGAUCUUUUGUUCCGGGGAACUGACCAUCGUAGAAUAUGGAAAUAACGAACCAUUGGGCGCUGUGAGGACAGAAUCGGUGAAUCCCCACGUGGUCAGUGUAAGAAUAAACGAAAGACAGGCGCCAGGAGCUUUAGAUAACAAAAGAUUGGCUUAUUUAUUGGAUCCAAGGACAGUUAGGCUAGUGGACCUUGUAACUAGCGCCACAGUCGCCAUGAUUGCUCAUGAGGUGCGGGUAGAUUGGCUAGAACUGAGCGAAACUGGCCAGAGACUACUGUCCCGCGACAAAAAGGCAAGGUUGUGGUUGAGCGACGAUCUAGGUGGGCGAAGCUUGCUUCUAACCGGGGUGAGCUUCGCCUCUUGGGUGUUGGGCAGCGACGUGGUUGUGGCCCAAAGCAGCCAAACACUGGCAGUUUGGUAUAACGUCGACGCUCCGGAGGUGGCUACGCUGAUUCCAGUCCGUGGAGACGCUAUGGACAUUGUUAGAGAAGAUGGCCGAACUUCCGUGACAGUGGACGAGCUCGGUGGAAAAGUAGCUUACUUAUUGGACGAACCUCUGAUUGAAUUCGGUACUGCAUUGCACGAUAACGACUUUGGUAGAGCUUUGCUGUUUCUGGAAGAGCUCGCGGACAGGCCACAAGCGGAGGCCAUGUGGGAAAAUGUGGCCAGAAACGCGAUGACCACCAGACAAUUACUGGUCGCUGCCAGAUGUUAUGCAGCUUUGGGAGAUGUGGCUUGUUCCAGAUUUCUCAAGAACAUUAUAAAAGUCGGUGAACAGUAUAGUUCAGAAACUGGAAACGAUCCUCUUUCGAGUCCAGACUGUUGGGCCAAGCUUGCAAUCCUAAAUGGCGAGUUGAAGACGGCGGAGGCAAUAUACUUGGAACAGAACGAAUUGAAUCAAGCCUUGGAUAUGUACCAAAAGUAUUGGCGGUGGGAGGACGCGCUGCUCCUGGCACAGAAUCGUGGCUGGCCUGGUUUACAGGAACUUAGGGACAGGCAAUUAACCUGGCUACUCGAAAGCGAUCAGGCAGCCAGGGCAGCCGCUAUUUUGGAGGCCUCGAAUCCUCGACAAGCCGUCAAAUUGUACCUGGAGUCGCGACGAGCCGGAAGAGCAGCCAGAUUAGUCCUGGCCGACGAUGAUCUGUUGGAAAACAAGUCGAUCGUCAAUGAAAUUGUUAAGGUUCUGAAGGCAACCGACCUGAUGGAACUGGCUGGAGAACUUUUGGAGAGGACCUCGGAGCCCCUGGAAGCCAUCAAGUGCUACUCUUACGCGGGAGUGUUCGCCAGAGCACUGGAGUUGGCUCGAAAGGUGGAGCCAACUUCUGUAGUGGAUCUGGAACGCGAUUGGGGCAAGCAUUUAGCCUCUGCAGGGCAUUACGACGCGGCUAUCAAUCAUUUCAUCGAAGCUGGAGAGACUGCCCUUGCCCUGGACGCCGCUAUCAAUGCCCGCCAGUGGAGAAAGGGUUUACAGAUCGUGCAAGUAAUAGAAGACGACGGGCCGGCAAUACGAAAAAAGUGCGAGAAAUUGGCAGAGUAUUUCGCCACGAUAGGCGAAAAGAGCCUCGCGGAGAGGCUUUUCGUUCGCGCGGGGGAUCUCAGACGCGCCGUGGAGGUUCACGUACAGAGUGGGGAUUGGAUGCGCGCGUACCAAGUGGCCCAAGACAAUAUGACACCCGAGGAAGCUAAUCAAGUAUUGGGGAAGCACGCGGCCGCCCUAUGCGAUUCUGGAGAUCUAAAACGCGCCGAGGAGUUGUACCUCGCUAUAGGCGAGCAUGACACGGCCAUAGCGAUGUACAAAAAAGCAGGCCGUCGGGCAGACAUGGUCAGAUUGGUAGGGAAAUACAGGCCGGAUUUGCUCAAGCCGACUCACGCGCAUUUGGCGCGAGAAUUGGAAGCUUCGGGCAAGCCCAGAGAGGCUGAAGAGCAUUUUAUCGCGGCUGACGAUUGGCGAGGCGCUGUCACUGCCUAUAGGUCGAACAAUCUCUGGGAAGAUGCCCUAAGAGUGGCGAAACAGCAUUCUGGGGACAGCACUGCCCAACAGGUUGCGUUAGUGUGGGCACGCACCUUGGCCCCGGAGCUUGGAGCAAGAUUGCUGAUGCGGUUAGGCUACCUAAAGGGUUGCCUUCAGCUGGCCUGCGAGGCUGAUCUCUUCGAUUGGGCCUUGGAAAUCGUCAAAUAUGCCGACGAAGACCAAAAGAAGGAGGUCCAUUAUAGACACGCGAUGGUUUUAGAAGACGCUGGUCACUUAUCCGAGGCUGAAAAAGAAUUCAUAAAAGCGGGUAGGCCCAUGGAGGCGGUUCAAAUGUACAUUCAUACUCACGACUGGGAAUCUGCUGAAGAUGUUGCGCAAACGAUCGACCAGGAUGCUGUUGCGCAAGUAUUGGUGGCCAGGGCCGCAAAUGCAGCGGAUUCCCAAGACUAUUCCUUGGCAGAAUCCCUUCUGCUUAGAGCCCACAAGCCUGAAACUAUUGUGGAUCACUACAAAAAGGCAGGAAUGUGGUCCGAGGCUCUGCGCGUGUGCAGAGAGUAUUUGCCGAGCCAAGAAGCGAAUCUUCGUCGAGAAUUGGGCCAGAAAACCGUCUCAUUAGCCGACGGAGAUGCUUUAGAGGAAGCUAAAAAAUGGCUGGAAGUCGGAGAAGUCCGAGCUGCCCUGGAUGUCUUAAUUUUAGAUCCUCAAGCACCUAGAUCCUCUCUUAUCAGAGCAGCGGACAUCCUGAUUCAUCAGGCCGACCCGGAAACUGCAAGUCAAGUGGGUGGGGGCCUUGGAACGAAAUUGUUCGAGAUCGGUGAACACGCUUUGGCUGCUCAGGUAUUUCUGCAAGCAGACAGACUGAAGGACGCCAUUGAAACGUUAGCGUCAGUAGGGGAGUGGGAAAAGGCCAGACGAAUCGUAAGAGAACUGGCACCAGACAUAGAACCUUACCUCGAAGAGAAAUACAGGGAGGCUAUGUUGAAAGACGGACAAAUAGAUCGAUUGGUGGAAAUCGAUGUGGAUGCUGGCUUGGAAAUGCUGGCGAACAAGGGCCAAUGGAAUCAGCUGUUCGAAGCAGCCAGCUCCCAGGACUCUCAGAUUCUCCACAAAUACAUAGCGCAGCGAGCUGCACAACUUUUGAAAGGGCACUCCCCAAUAGAGGCUCUGCAUCUGUACGCAAAAUACGGGGCGCCGCCCAUCCCACAAAACUGCAAUCUCUAUUUACAGUUAUCCGAAAGCGUCCUGAACUCCGAGGCGUACUACGAAUACAAGUAUCUGGCCCUUCUUCGAACGGUUCUCCUCGACAUUUGUACCAAUCUGAAGUCCUCUGCGACUUCCAACUCCAAGUUCGAACGGUUUCUCGAGUCGGCACAUUACGCGGCUGUGAAGCGUGGGUGUCAGGGUCACCCAGUACUCUCUGGUCUGGUUCUAAAGGCCUCGAUUAGUUUGUUGAGAUACACGGACUUCCUCGUUGCGGAUCGUGCAUAUUACGAGGCCGGCGUCGAAGCCAGAACAGCCGGUUUAAACAGCGAAGCUUUUGUUUUUCUAAACCACUUCUUGGACCUGGAGGAGUGCAUCGAAGAGGGCGACAGCACGGUGCUUGACGUCGACGAUCUGGCAGUCACGGACUUUCCCACGCAAGUCCCGUUGCCCGAAUCUCUGAGCAUGUCGCCGGAACAGCGAGAAGAAGCUCGAGAAUGGGUGCUGACGGUGUCGAUGGACCAGAAAGUGGAUCAGACUCUACCUACCGACCACCGUGGCGUCUAUGUGGGAUCACUGAACUCGCCAUCUACAGAAAUCGAGCUCCUCCAGGGCUGCAUAUUGACCGGGUACCCAGUGCGGGGCUCGACGAUUCGAUUUGCGCAGAGUGAACGUGUGGCGGACCGAGACGAUUGGUCAAAGCUGAUCAACACGGCUCAACAAACUCCUCAGGACUCACCGCUAAAUGAUAUCCUAGCUUUCGUACAAGAAUGGUGCGGAACAGUUCCCAGCUAUUACUUCUGAAAUAAUUUUGCAUUAGUUUCUCUUUGAAA
Molecule: messenger RNA, 5326 nt
Organism: Colletes gigas
Lineage: Eukaryota; Metazoa; Arthropoda; Insecta; Hymenoptera; Colletidae
Gene: Oseg2
Product: intraflagellar transport protein 172 homolog
Exons: 14
Coding region: 93-5297 (1734 amino acids)
Biological process (GO): intraciliary transport
Cellular component (GO): intraciliary transport particle B; ciliary basal body; axoneme
Molecular function (GO): protein binding
Source: RefSeq, a predicted model, not a curated record